AUGUCGGAUUUGAGUUCGUUACAUUUUACCACUGCGUUGGGUGAAGACAUGACAAGUGAGGCGGGAAAAACUAUGACGAAAAAAAUCAAGGUGCAGUUGACCCGCGUAUUUUGGAAAGUACCGGUGAUUAAAGUUGAUGACCGGGAGAGGUUGAAGCUGUUGAAAAUUGUGGAUAGCAAAAAAAUAAUACAUUGCGCCUUUAGAAAUUGGGAGCUUUGCGAGUACCCGAAUCUACCGCAGACGAAUAAACACUCGUGGAUGGUGAAAACAUGCUCGCAGGUGGAAAAACCUAGGUGUUUAAUAAUCGCUUUCCUCAUCAAUUCUCCCGGUACUGUGUCGGAUGGCUAUAACGUCGAUUAUGACACGUGCUCACUUACAAACGUUAAAGCGUAUAUUAAUUCAGUCGAAUAUCCGUAUGAAGAUUUUAACAAGAGCUUUGACAAAAAUCUGUUCACGAUGUUUUAUCAAAGUUAUGCUGAUUUCCAAAAACAUUAUUACGAACGACUCGACGCUCAACCAUGUUUGACAAGACAGAAAUAUAAAAAGUUGGGACCAUUUAUCUGUAUAGAUUGUUCACGGCAAAAUGAUGAUGCCAAGAUUUCCAACGUAGAUCUCCGCGUUGAAAUCGAGGCGGAAAAAUAUUUCCUAGCUAACACGGCUGCCUACUGUCUAGUUAUUCAUGAUCGAGUCAUUCAGUACAAUCCGCUUACCGGAGAAGUUAGAAAAAUGUGA
Messenger RNA from Melanaphis sacchari, 732 nucleotides. RefSeq lists its product as uncharacterized. The record is from RefSeq and is a predicted model, not a curated record. The coding region runs from base 1 to 732 and encodes 243 amino acids. The transcript has a single exon. Lineage: Eukaryota; Metazoa; Arthropoda; Insecta; Hemiptera; Aphididae.